AUGCAUAAGAACCAGAGAGUCAUCGGAGGAAGUGCGGUUUUCUACAAACCGGUUGGAGGUACGACAGAAAUAAGAUCUGGAUAUCUCUACAAGUCGCCUCCCCAAAAACGUUUGAAGACAGAGUCCUGGAAGAGGCGGUAUUUUAUUCUGUUCAAAAUCAGUGAACAGGAACACCAACUGAAGUACUUCAGGAGUCCACAGGAUAAAGACAGGCCACUUGGAGGGAUCGAUUUGUCUCAUAUCUCACUGCUGAAUGUGAGCCCUCAAAACCACCAGAAAUGGGGAUGGGUGCAGAAGAGUCUGAAGUGCUCUCCAUCCUGUGUGCUGUACAUCAGGGCUGGAGACAGGGACUACUUUCUCGUCGGGGAUACCAUUGAGGAAGUGGACGGGUGGUUCUCUGACCUGUUUGAAGCCCUGAAAAACCGACCAUACAAAUUUCUUGGUGCAGAGGAUUUGAGCGACGGACAAAUUGAGAACAUUUCAAAGCCCAUCGCACGGAGAAAGAGUGUCAGCUCACUGCCAGAUAAGGAAGUAGCUAAAAUGCGAUCCUUGUCUGAUCCGUCCUCAAAUUCUGUGGAUGGUGAGACAGAAAAAGCAAAGGAAGAAGAGCAUACCAAAAGACGAGCAUCUAUGCCAGUAGAACCGAUCUAUGACUAUCCAAUAAGAGUGAGACAACAAGAGGUUCGAGAAAAUGGUGCAAACAGGAAUACAGAUUCAGUAUAUGAAAGCAUGCUGGAAUUUAGGCUGGCUCAGGCGGCUGACAGUGAAGUUGCGGAGGUCACCAAAGGCACACUGAUGAGGUCCGUCACUCAGGUGUUUGACCGGCUGAAGACCCAAAUUUCACCACUCCCUAAGUUCGAUGAGGAAUCGCCCUCUAAAGACAGAGAGAAUCGUCUGAGUACAGACUUCAGCAGCAGCUCCAGUGAAACUGGCGCCAUGUCCCCUGUUGAGAUUAUGGAAAUAGGAAAUGCAAACAGAAUGGAAAAACAAAACUCUACUGAAAGCCUGGACACCAUCACCCCAGAGGAGAGAGAAUUUGAGAUCAUGCAGGCAGAUCUGAAAAAACACCUGACUCUUACAGAAGUGGAUGGGAAACCAUGUGUGUCAGGGUGGACCGGCCAGCCCCAGUCAGUGUGUCUGUUUCACAAAGGAGACCAAAUCCUGGCCAUUAAUGACCUGCACACCUGCAGCGUGGAUGAGUUCAACAUGUUUGUCAGCAAGUGCCUGAAGAAUGAGGUGAAAGUGACCAUCCUUCGUCUACGUGGAUGUCUGCCUCUGCAUGCGCCGGACACUCCCUGCAUUGACUGACUUACAAUGAGGUUUCGAGACUGAACAACCACUUCCAUUGUAUGUGAGGGAGUGUUUAAAGGACUCUUUAAGGUACUCUCUCUCUGAGGAUGGUGGGUUUGUACCGUGUAUUGACCACUUUAGACAACUGAGUGCUUAAAGAGAAGUUCCUUUAACCUGUCACUCUGCUAGUUUAUUCUAUAUAGAGUCUAGAAGAGUUUAAAGUGAAUGUAGAUAAAAUAAUUGAAGAAUGUGAAGGGUUUAAAUAAAUCUCACAUAUUGUAACAUCUCCAUUAUAUCUUGUGUAUGUAAGUAAGUCACCUUUACUUUUUGGCUAAUAAUGACAGUCAGUGUAAGUAGAGCGUAUUGUGGACUCAAAUCAUUGUGUGUUGUAUUUACUGUAGAUAAGAGUUUAUUGUACUGAUAAGUUGUGUCUGGAAGGAAACAAAAGGCAGAACCUACUGAGGCGUAUUUCCCCAUAUUUUCUGUGUGACAUAGAGAAACAGCACUCUCUGGGAAAAUAUCCUUUUCAUAUGAUGAAAGAAAGCCUGAGUGUGGCAUGUAAUGCAAAAAAGGGGCUGUAUGAAUAAUGUUACUAUAUUUAGAAUGACUCUGUGAAAGCUGUCUUAAAAAUAGCUGCAUUUUAACACUUGGCUGUCAUGAUAAUGAUGACUCUGAUACACUGUAUGUACAUAUUAAAAAUAUAGAUGAAGAAACUAAAUCAUGUUUUAGGUGUAACAGCAAAGAUUCUAGAUUCAGAGAUUCUAGUGAAAUUAUACAGGAGUUGGAUCUUUUCCUGCAGGAUCCCAAAUGUGACGUCUGUAAGAGCAAUAUUUUUUUUUAACAAGCAGCACAGUUAUGGUUGAGAAACAUAGAUAUAACAUUGAAUGUUACAUUAUGGAAAAUGAGAUUGAGUGUGUUUAGCAAUAAAUAUGAAAAGUCUAAUAUUGUAUUUAGUAGUAGUGCCAUUGUGUUAGUACUAUUUACCCAAGCAGGGGCAUGUCAAGGGGGAUGGUGGGGGUAGGCACAUGCCCCCCCCC
Molecule: messenger RNA, 2327 nt
Organism: Notolabrus celidotus (New Zealand spotty)
Lineage: Eukaryota; Metazoa; Chordata; Actinopteri; Labriformes; Labridae
Product: pleckstrin homology domain-containing family S member 1-like
Exons: 16
Coding region: 1-1308 (435 amino acids)
Source: RefSeq, a predicted model, not a curated record